UUUUGUGUUUAUAUUUACCAGAAGAACCUGACUCAACGCGGUUUUCCUAGUAGUGCUACACAUUAUAUUAUUCGUUCGGUUAAUUUAAUUAGAACUAUGGCAAACGAUGGAGAAAAUAAGUCUCCUAGCGGGAAAUGUUCUCCAGCAACAACCGAAAUUUCUACUAAAUUGAAAAUUUUAGCCUUGCACGGAUACCGACAGAAUGGAGAUAUACUUAAAUCUAAACUUGGAUCAUUCCGGAAAUUUAUCAAGAAAUACGCCGAACUGGUUUUUGUGACAGCGCCUCAUACUGCACCACCGCUGACCGAUUGCCAAUCAGAAACGGAAUCAGAUCCCAAUUCACGAAGCUGGUGGUUCAAUAAGGAUGACGGUACAUUCAAAGGAACUAACAAAAGUGGCCCAGCAAUCGGAUUCGAGGAGAGUCUCAGGUUGGUAGAAAAAACUUGGAAGGAAGAACAGUGUAGUGGACUUCUAGGAUUCUCCCAAGGUGCUUGUUUUGUGGGAUUAUUAUGCGAUUUGAGUGCACGAGGAAUGACAUCUAUUAAACCGGAGUUUGCAGUGCUAUGUUCUGGUUUUCGCUCCGGCAGUUUAGUACAUUUAAAUUUCUAUGAAAAUAAGGUCCAGAUACCUUCACUACACAUAUUCGGAGAAAAUGACGACAUUAUACCAAGGGAGAUGAGUUUGUCACUGGCCGAAACGUUUGUAGACCCGCAAAUGCUAGUUCAUCCUGGAGGACACUUUUUUCCCGCGCAGGCAAUUCAGAAGCAAACCUACGUAGAGUUCUUCCGCGAACGUUUGCAGUAUCACCUGGAGGCUAAAGAAAUCGAAAACGCUACUGUCGAAAACAGUUUGAUGCUGGAGGAAUCAAAUAUUGCGCAGGCAGUUUGCAACGAAGAUGAUGAUUCGGAUUAGAUCUAAUUGGCUGAUUCCCCCAAUCAAACAAUAAUCUUUAUUGAAUUCUGAAAUUGAUUUGAUUAAAAAUGUAAAAAUAAAAAUAAUCAAAACGUCUAACAGUUGAAAAA
Messenger RNA from Malaya genurostris, 1022 nucleotides. RefSeq names its product esterase AAEL000016. Gene Ontology annotation, biological process: response to retinoic acid. The record is from RefSeq and is a predicted model, not a curated record. Gene Ontology annotation, cellular component: nucleus; cytoplasm. Bases 97 to 912 code for a protein of 271 amino acids. NCBI's taxonomy places the organism in Eukaryota, Metazoa, Arthropoda, Insecta, Diptera, Culicidae. The transcript has 2 exons.